Molecule: messenger RNA, 4242 nt
Organism: Spirometra erinaceieuropaei
Lineage: Eukaryota; Metazoa; Platyhelminthes; Cestoda; Diphyllobothriidea; Diphyllobothriidae
Source: the annotation of a GenBank genome assembly
AUGAGGUCCAAAGACCAGCUACCUGCAACGGAACAAUCAGCAGUGGUCUACAGCAUACCUUGCCAAGAUUGCGGUGCAAGGUAUGUUGGUGAAACGGGCAAACGCCUCUGCACAAGAUUGCACGAGCACCAGCUUGCAGUCAACCGCGAGGAUAAGCUGUCAUUGGUAUAUGGCCACAUACAACAGGAGAAGCACAGUUUCGCCUUUGGGGAGGCGAGCGUCAUCGGCCGAGCGAGCGACAAGAUGGCCAGACUGGUUCUCGAAAGUUGGUCCUCAGUUGACACAAUAAACAGAGCCAUUGAUCUUCAUCCGGCCUACCAGGCCCUUCGUACGAGGCUCCAGUCAGCUCGGACGGGGCCGACAGCACUGGCGAACAAAUCGCGGCUCUCUCAACAGUUGUCACCUUCCCAGCAGGGGGAGAGAUCCAGCCGGGUGUCAGACGACCGACGCGAGAUAUCGACCCACCGACGCGCCCAAACAGCCGACCCCGAUUCCCACAUGCAACGGCAGCCGAUCAGCUCGUCAAAUUAUGGGGGGAGGGCCCAAGGGCACACGGACCUAGCAGCGACAACAGCGGCCGAGCAGGGGGCAGAGGUCACACCAGCGCCCCAGCGGUCGGCCACGGAGAGACCUAAGCCAAACCCCCGCCAGCAGGCAGGUCCGAGUUCAUGUAGCAGGCAUGCCUAUAACACGAGACAGGCGGCGAGACAGAACAACUCUGAGCUAGCAGGAACAAACACCCUACCACUACUCUGAUGAUGGAAACGAGGAAGUUUCCGAAACGUCAGCACCAAUACAGUGUGGUCCAUGGCAUCGCCUCUUUUUCUUCUUCGUCUUCUUUCGGGGAUGAUGAACGGGAUAAUUUAUCUGGACCUCGAAUCUUCACUCAUGUUGAUAUAUAUAUAUAUUACAUGUCCGACAAUGCGAAUCAGGGAUUUAGGCAUUCGAGAUAGGCAGAUGAACAACAAUAAAUUUGAAGGAGAUUACAUUCACAUCAAUGAGAAGUCAAAAAGCAAAUGUGUUAUGUUGGUUGAUAUUUUAUUUCCCUAUUGAACUUUUCACUGCACAUUUUUUUGGAAAUACAUAAGCUCAAACUAUUUGCAGUAUAAACGCGUAUAUCGAGUGCCAAAAACACUUGUUUGAGAUUUUUAAUUAGUUCGUAAAUGUGUGUCUUUGUCCUUACGUACAAUUUUGGAUUUUAUGAAGUCGCCCCAUUAAAAUGUUGAGAAAUGCCUUGUUAAAAGUCUUAUUUAACUGCAAAUUUGUUCGUAUUCUCGAAGUUCCGAGUAGUCAUUUGAGUAGUUCUAGGUCAUCAAGAAUAUUAACGUUGGCGAAAAGAAGAUGUUUUGACUGAAUUGUAUGUGGCUGUUUACCAACGCACCUCUGCCAGAAAAAAUAAACUAUGUUUUUAAUGUUCGUUAUGGUUCGAACCCUUAUUUAUUCGUUGUAGUGAAAACAACAAGAAACCACUGGCACGUUGCACACAAUUAUCCAGUUUCUGUGCGAUUGCCAACUAUGCAGUCAGAAGGAUAUUGUCACAAUGGACUCGCCGAUUUGAUCACUCAUUGCGAAGGUUUUAAUGGCCGAGUUUGAGGAAACAGGAUCGUAAUAUAAUACCGAUUGUUACGCGGUCGAUAUCUGCGAUUGACGGUUGGUAACACCGAUAACAAAGAUCUUUCAGCACGCAGCAGUGCUUCUUUGUGUUCCCUGCAGAGUCUGAGGCAGAUAGAGACAACGAUUUCCUUGAUGUCCUCUUGCACAGGUAAGAGUAUUUGUCUAUCAAGCGCAGAGUGUUCCGAAAAAAAAUCUGGAUGAAACAAUACGCUAAUUUACACAGUUUUGUUCCUCGUAACACCAGAGAAAAUUUAGUCCAGGGAUUGGCGACUAUGGUGAGACUCAUCAGCUCACCUGAAACAAUUUAACCAGAAUGCUAACAACCGCGGAGCACAUUUUGCGGGAACGGUUGCCCUGAUAGGUUUAUCCACUGAAGUAUUGGAAAACGCACAGCAAAUCGACUGCAGAAAUGAAUGUUGUGUUCACGAGAAUGCCUUUGUGCUGGGGAAGAAGCAACCGCACUAGUCAACCGAUGGUUAGCAACAACUCCUUUCGACAAAUUUACGCGUGUGCAUCACAAAAUCUCCACUUCUAAGUUUGGUAUGUAAAGAUAGACUACCGUUGGUGGUCAGAUCAGUGAACAUUUACUCUUUCACUCGUUACUCUAGAGCGGGGAACAGUGGCCGCACACCGAGACGCGUGGUAAAGAGGGUACGUAAACACAUACAUAUCUGCUUAGACAGAGGUGAGACCUGAUCGACUGCGAGUUUCAUUUACGCACAUUAAGUCGAUGCGAGACAGCGCGUCAAUGCCAAGGAACCAUUUUAGAUUGUCAACCGGACGUCAGCGAGCUUCUCCAAAUGUUAGCAACGGCUGAGGCAAUGGCAACACAGCUAGCGAAUCAAGUGCUAUGAUUUCACAAAACGUGGAUACAAGCGCCCCCUCUACCGUAGCCAACGCCCACCUCAAGUGAUGGCACUACAGAGAUACAGUAAUUCAUUGUAAAUACUAAUAGCCAUGACGGGCCUUACCUUUAAAUGAAAUUAUUUUUGCCAGUGUUUAUGAUAUUAUAGUAACAGGAUUUCGACAAUGAAAAAUGCAGUAGAUCGGUUUUCUGUCAUUCUUUAUCUUUAUGUAAAUCUUUUGCGUUGAGAUAAAUUGAGAACCAAUUUAGUUUAAUCUGUUUUGUAGGUUUAUGGUCUACAAAAUGCUUUUGUCUGGGAAAACGCCACUACUUCGAGGCGACAUAAAAAGACCGUUGUUUUGCGGAAGUGCAUGCGCGUUGGGCGCGUAAAACGUGUGCCCCGUUAUGUACCUCCCGGAAAUAUGUUCUUCCACCAAGCAUUUUUCAAUGAUUUUCUUACAUGUUGAUGUCGUAAUUAUUUUCUUUCUUGGUCACAGACGUCUUCGAAAAUGGCAGCAGACAGAGGCUUGUGGACAUUUUCAGUUUUUAAAUAAAGUGGAAUGUCCUCCUCACCUUAUAUGCUCAUUUUCGACCUCACAGGAACACGGGAGACAUAAGCCCACGGGAAGUGCUAUUUCUGGAAGCAUUUUAAUUUUGAAAUUUUGACCGGUGCCAAAUAAGCGGCCACAGGUCUUCCAUUACGGCUACCUUACGUACUACUGUUUGUUCAGUAGGUGUGCUUGUGGUAUUUUUUUGCCGCCGCGGCAAAAAAAAUACCACAAGCACACCUACUGAACAAACAGUAGUACGUAAGGUAGCCGUAAUGGAAGACCUGUGGCCUCCACGGCCAGAAAGAAACAUUCAAACACACCUAACAACCCGACUACCGUAGGGUUUACGUGGAGUUCCCAUCCUCUGUUGCCUAAAAUUUAUGUCCAAUAUACAAUGCCACUUUUAUGCAUUUACGCACACAAACUCCUCCUAUUCUAAACCACCUCUGGGCAGUUCCCAUGCACUGCAGUUGCGCUGUUAACUGCCCGUUUGCCGGUUUCGUGGUUUACGUAGUGUUCCUCGUCAUCAUCUCUCGGUUUCCGGUCAUGGUCCACUUGCCUCCCCUCCCACGCAUUCCGCAGUCCACCUAACUGAGGUGCCAGCAUUCCCAUUUCGUCAGUCAGACUACCAUUUACGCCAGCUGUCUACUACAGUAUCCAGCCCAGCUUCAACUUCUGCGCGUAUACCUGACCCUACAGGCCUUCCCUGGGCAUAUUCUGCAACACCCACCCCCCCCCAAACUAAAAGGCUUACAGCCUACGUCGUCCAAACAUACGUCUGUCACUUUGGGGUAGCUGCUACCACAGGCACCGGGCUCCUAGACCACUGCGGUUUUUACAUACACCUCUACCGCUCCCUUACCGCCUAGCCCACGCCUUUCCCCUUCCCCCAUUCCGAAGGCCUGUAAUCUACGCCGUCCUCAUAUCAAUCCCCGCAGUCCCGCUCCCCUUUCCGCAAGCUUACCGCAAUCCACAAUUCCUCCAUCGGCUGUUUCCAUUUCCGCCUGCUUCACAGUCUACUGUCCCUCCCAACCGGCUUUGUUAGUUGACCUGAUAUGCCCUUCCCCGCGGGUGGUUCAUGUCGCCCGUUACCAGCUGCAGCGAUUCCUAUUUACCGUCUACCGUGGCCGGCAGCGGCCUCAGACAGUCUCUACGUACCUCCCAGUUCCCGCUCUAAAGGCCUUCCGUAAUCAAUCCCUUCCUGACCUACAAGGGUUUAUCGACGAGGCUUAG